Molecule: messenger RNA, 689 nt
Organism: Eurytemora carolleeae
Lineage: Eukaryota; Metazoa; Arthropoda; Copepoda; Calanoida; Temoridae
Exons: 6
Coding region: 270-689 (139 amino acids)
Source: RefSeq, a predicted model, not a curated record
UAAUAGUUUAUUGGAAGUUAGAUUAUAUUGAUGUUAAAAAUCCAUCUAAAGGAUUAAAUGUGGUGAUAAUUCUUCAAAGAAGAAUAAUCAACCAGCUUCUAACAACAUAUCUUCCCAGCAUCCUUAUUCUGAUCAUUGUUUACCUCACUAGCUUCUUCAAACCCUUCUUCUUUGAGGCAGUUGUUACAGUGAAUCUGACAGCUUUACUUGUACUAACUACACUGUUCAUCAGUGUUUCAGGUGCUCUACCUCCAACAGCCUAUGUUAAGAUGAUAGAUGUUUGGUUGAUCUUCUCUCAAAGUAUUCCAUUCUUUGAAGUUUGUCUCCAAACAUUCAUUGAUAGUAUGAGGGAAGAUGAUAAUCGUGAAAUAAAUCAUCAUGGAACAUCAGUUCCUGCGAAUGAAAACAAAAAUCUAAAAAAGAAAGAUGAGUUGUUUUAUGUCAGGCCCCAAUCUUUAACAGAUGUCAAAUCUAAUAACACAGAGCCAAGGAUUAAAUUAACUCAAGUAAACGAGGCUCUUUUAGUGGAAGCAAGAAAGGAUUUCUAUAGAAAAGUGAGCCUAAAGAGGAUGGUAUGGUAUGGAGAAUUUACAGUAAAAUUUCUCAUCCCAAUCUUUAUAGUAAUAUUCUCUAUUGUCUACUGGUUCUAUGGACUCUCUCAUUACCUAAAUGAAGAUUAUGGUGUUUGA